AAGUCAAAAAGCAGAGCAAUUUCAUCAUCGUUCCCUCAAAUGGGUUCUGCCAAUAUUUUCUUGCUCUCUCUUCUCUCCCUUGCAUUUUCCCACUAUCUUUGUGUUGCUGGAGACGCCAAUCUGAUCCUAAACACAUGCAAAAGCACCAAAUAUUACGACCUUUGCCUGUCGUGUCUCAAAUCCGAUCCAACCAGCCUGAAUGCUGAUACCAAGGGGUUGGCAGUCAUCAUGGUCGGGAUCGGAACUGCCAAUGCCACUGCAACUUCCUCGUACUUGUCUUCUCAGUUGCUUGGCACUGCCAACGACACGAUCAAGAAGAAGGCCCUCAAGGAGUGCUCUGACAAGUAUGCCUACGCUGCCGACGCUCUCCAAGCUUCUGUCGAGGAUUUGGGCGCCGACUCCUAUGACUAUGCUUACAUGCAUAUUACUGCGGCUGCAGAUUAUCCAAAUGCUUGCCACAAUGCCUUCAAACGGUAUCCGGGAUUGGCUUAUCCGCCGGAGCUUGCACGUAGAGAGGAUGGUUUGAAGCAUAUUUGUUAUGUUGUUCUGGGAAUUAUAGAUCAUCUCGGUUGGUGAUUGCCUUCCUUACAUAAUAAUGCAAGUGUCAUCUACUUCCUGUUUAAUUUUCUGUAUGUAUAUAUAUGUCAAUGAUCGAUUUCCAAUGUUUA
Alnus glutinosa is the source of this 668-nucleotide messenger RNA. RefSeq names its product cell wall / vacuolar inhibitor of fructosidase 2. The record is from RefSeq and is a predicted model, not a curated record. Gene Ontology annotation, biological process: negative regulation of catalytic activity. The transcript has a single exon. NCBI's taxonomy places the organism in Eukaryota, Viridiplantae, Streptophyta, Magnoliopsida, Fagales, Betulaceae. Gene Ontology annotation, molecular function: enzyme inhibitor activity. Bases 40 to 576 code for a protein of 178 amino acids.